This is a messenger RNA of Penicillium pulvis, 1623 nucleotides long. Its product is annotated as sugar porter family MFS transporter. The transcript has 4 exons. Gene Ontology annotation, molecular function: carbohydrate:proton symporter activity. Lineage: Eukaryota; Fungi; Ascomycota; Eurotiomycetes; Eurotiales; Aspergillaceae. The coding region runs from base 1 to 1623 and encodes 540 amino acids. Gene Ontology annotation, cellular component: membrane. Gene Ontology annotation, biological process: transmembrane transport; carbohydrate transport. The record is from RefSeq and is a predicted model, not a curated record.
AUGCCCGGUGGUGCAGGUCCUGCCGCCGUGAGCGGCGUCGACGCCUUGCGCGUCGAGGCCCCCGUCACUAUCAAGACUUAUCUGAUGUGUGCAUUCGCUGCCUUUGGUGGUAUCUUCUUCGGAUACGACUCUGGAUAUAUUGGCGGUGUCAUCGGUAUGGAUUACUUUAUCGAAACAUUCGAGCAUCUGGACAAAAACGCGAUCCCCGCCGCUCAGUUCGUCCUUCCCUCGUGGAAGAAAUCCCUCAUCGUCUCCAUCCUAUCUGCCGGAACAUUUCUUGGCGCACUGAUUGCUGGUGAUCUGGCAGACUGGUAUGGCCGUCGCACAACCAUUAUAUCAGGCUGCGGUAUUUUCAUUGUCGGUGUGAUUCUUCAAACUGCUUCUAGCAGCUUAGGUCUGCUAGUCGCUGGUCGUCUCAUCGCUGGAUUUGGUGUUGGCUUCGUGUCAGCCAUCAUCAUCCUCUAUAUGUCUGAGAUUGCACCCCGCAAAGUGCGUGGUACGAUUGUCUCAGGUUAUCAAUUCUGUGUCACUAUCGGCCUGAUGCUGGCAUCCUGUGUCGACUACGCCACUCAGGGGCGCACAGAUUCCGGCUCUUAUCGCAUUCCUAUUGCUCUCCAGCUCCUUUGGGCUAUCAUCCUCGCUUCUGGUCUCUUCUUCUUGCCUGAGUCCCCUCGUUUCUUCAUUCGCAAAGGCAACAAGGAGAAAGCUCGUCAGGUUCUGGCUCGCGUUCGCGGCCAGCCCAUGGACUCCGAAUACAUCACCCUCGAGUUGACCGAGAUUGACGCAAACUUUCAGUACGAGCAGCAGGUUAUCCCUGACGGUGGCUACUUUGCUAGCUGGAUGAACUGCUUCACUGGAAGUCUUUUCAAGUCCAACAGCAAUCUUCGCCGUACUAUCCUUGGUACCUCUCUUCAAAUGAUGCAACAGUGGACCGGUGUUAACUUCGUGUUCUACUUUGGCACCACUUUCUUCACGCAACUAGGCACGAUCUCGGACCCCUUCUUGAUCAGUAUGAUCACAACUAUCGUGAACGUGUGCUCAACUCCCAUUUCCUUCUAUAUUAUUGAGAAGUACGGUCGUCGCACUAUCCUCCUUUGGGGUGCGCUUGGUAUGGUUAUCUGUCAGUUCAUUGUUGCUAUCAUUGGUGUGACCGAUGGACAGAACAAUAGUGCAGUUAGCGCUAUGAUUGCAUUUAUUUGUAUCUAUGUUUUCUUCUUCGCCAUCACCUGGGGUCCUGGUGCUUGGGUCGUGAUCGGCGAGAUCUUUCCUCUGCCCAUCCGUUCUCGUGGUGUUGCCCUGUCUACUGCCUCCAACUGGCUCUGGAACUGCAUUAUCGCCGUCAUCACCCCAUAUCUGGUUGACGCUGACAAGGCCAACUUAGGCCCUAAGGUGUUCUUCCUCUGGGGUUCCCUUUGUGCCUGUUGCUUUGUCUACACCUACUUCCUCAUCCCCGAGACCAAGGGCCUAUCCCUGGAGCAGGUUGAUAAGAUGAUGGAGGAGACCAAUCCCCGCACCUCCGCAGGAUGGAAGCCCCACUCCACCUUCGCCGACGAGAUGGGUCUCACAAUUCACAACGACGAGAAGGUUGGUGUCGCACCCGAGGUCCACCAGGUGGAAGUCUAG